UCUGGUCAUUUGUGAUGGAAAUUUGCGAAGGUAUGCGAGCGCUGAUGACGUAGUUACGAGCAAUUGUAGGUUGGGUCAAAAUGGAGGACGAUCGGUCCUUAACUGCAAAAGAAAAGAGGCAAGAACAGAUAACUAGAUGGAAAAAUUCAGCUACUGAUUUAGAAUGUCCAACAUAUGCAAAUCCAAAAGUGAGAGUCAAGUUCGAUGACGGUGCAGUAUUCUUAGCUGCAUGUUCUAGUGGAGAUUUAGACGAAGUCAGAAUAUUGCUCAAAAAUGGGGCGGAUAUAAAUUUUGCGAAUGUGGAUGGAUUAACUGCUUUGCAUCAGGCAUGUAUUGAUGGAAAUGUCGAAGUUGUCGAAUUUCUUGUUGAACAUGGAUCAGAAAUUGAUCAAGAAGAUAAUGAAGGUUGGACACCACUUCAUGCCACUGCUUCAUGUGGAUUCAUGGAUAUUGCUAAAUAUCUGGUCAAAAAGGGUGCAAAUGUUGCUGCUGUCAACAGCGAGGCAGAAUUACCAAUCGAUAUUGCAGAAGAAGAUGAAAUGGUUGAAUAUCUUCAAUCUGAAAUCGAUAAUAAAGGAAUUGAUGUCGAUGAAGCCAGAGACAUUGAACGUUUAUUUAUGUUAGAAGAUGCAAAUAUUUUAUUGGAUAAAUAUCAAAAUGGGGAAAAGGUGGAAAUAUAUAGGCAUUCAAAAUCAGGCGCAACUGCAUUGCAUAUUUGUGCAGCUAAAGGAUACAAUGAUGUUUUGAAAAUUUUAAUCAAAGCUGGUAUCGACGUUAAUUCAAGAGAUCAUGAUGGAUGGACCCCACUUCAUGCUGCUUCUCACUGGUCACAAGAAGAAUCCUCUAAAAUUUUAGCUGAUAGAAAUGCUGAUUUCAAAUCCAGGAGUAAUCUGGGUCAAACACCUUUUGAUGUCGCAGAUGAAGAUAUGUUGGAAUAUUUACGGGAUUUAGAAACAGAACAAAGUGAAAAUAAACCAAAUAUCAAAACGACUCCUGUCAUAGAGCCUCCACCUUUAAAAUCUGACAAAAAAUCAUCUCCAUCUACCAAAGAAUCAUCAGAUAUAUUAAGAAUAAACGAAAUGCAAAAUGGCGAAAAAAGAUCUCGUAAAAUGUUGGAAGAAGAAUCACCUGAUUCGUCGUCAUCAGAAGAAGAAGAAGACAGUAUAACAUCGGCUACCAGAAUAUCUUCACCUCCUCCUAUUAAAUCACAUGAAACGAAAAGUUCUUCACGAACUUCGUCACUUUCAAACGACCAAUCGGAUGAUUUCAUCAGCAGUUAUAACAGUAGACGCAAUCGUCCAGCUUCUUUGCACAUAUCAUCGUCAGAACCACCUCAUCAUAGACCACUUCAAAUGACAAACAGUGAAGGUGGUUCAAAACCAAUAGCAGCAACACAACCAGUACAAGCAGUGGGCCGAACCAGUAGAGAAAAUGGUAGUAGAACAACUUUACUUUCAAGAGACAAAGAUGAUACACCUUCAGCUUGGCGGACAGGUUUACGAAAAACUGGUAGCUUUGAUGAAAAAUCAAAAAUUAGUAUGCAGAAUUUACAAAAUAAAGAAAUUGAAAGAUCCUCAUCUUAUUCCACAAGAUUCAGUGAGGAGACAAAAAACGAGACAAAAACAGCAAGGGUUGCACCGAUCCUUGAUGCCAGCAAAUCGAAAACAGAUGCAGAAACAGAUGAAUCUAAUGAUUUACUUUCCAGGUUUGGUAGAAGGAAAUACGACACAAAUCAAAGUGCAACAACUGAUCCUACUCCAGAUACAUCUGCUUCAUUUAAGAGGAGCAUAUCUUAUAAGAAGGCUGUUGGCCGAACAGAAAGCCUCGAAAAUCAUGAUGACGCAAAUAUUGAGGCUCUCACCAAGAGGCCUAAAACAUUCAGUAAAAUAUCAGAAGAUGACAGUGAAAAAGAAAGUCCAACCACAACAACAACAGCUUCUAAUGAUGCCGCAGCUGCUGCUAGUAAAUCUGUGGAUUCUCGACGUUCUCAUUUGCAACCAGUAAGAGACGAAGAAGCAGAAGCACAAAGAAGAAUAAGAUCGAGGAGGGAAAGACAGACGAGAAGGUCAACACAAGGAGUUACACUCGAUGUAGUUGAAGAAGCGAUGCGAACUAUAGGACAAUUUAGAAAGCAGAAACCUGCUACUGAUAAGACGAGUACAGAUACACCAGAUUCUAGAACUGAUACAUCAUCAACUUAUCUCAGGGGUAGUGAUGAUACACAACAACCAGCUUCAUCUUCUUCUCAAUCCAGUUAUUUUACAAAUACGGCGACUAGUUCAAGCACUCCAGUUACCUCACUACCGUCUGGUUACAUACCCUCAGAUCAAAGAGUGAAAGGCGGUGCAGAAUCAGCAUCUACUUCUUCCAACUCAAAAUCUGCUGCUCUCAGUGUACCAAGUAUUUCCGUGGACCCUACUGUAUCAGAAGGCGAAAAUGACAAAGGUGACAAAUCAAGUGGUGAAAACGGAUUGAGUGCUGCUCAAAAACGAAGGCGGAAUCGAAAAGAACGGCGGUCUACUGGUAUUCCUGAUGCAAAGCCAUCAUCGACAGCUACAGAGAACAACGAUGGAGAGGAGGAUGAAGUUUCAUCAAAAGAAGAUAACUUAGAUUCUGGAAAGGCGGAGAGGCUACGAAUGAAAUAUGAUUCGUCAUCUCUUCCUAACCGCCAUGAACGACACAAUAGAUCUGGUGUACGAGCCAGUGAUUCAGAUAUUCCGUCCAGGUUAACUCAGUCACAAACAGCUUCAGAUGAAAUUUCUUAUUCGUCAUCUAGGAACAGAACAACUGACACAAAGAAUUAUAAAAAGUUAUACGAAGACAAUCAAGUUGAAAACGAUCGAUUAAAGAAUGAUCUCGCGGAAGCACAAAGGAAAGUUGGCGAGUUGGAAGCAAGACUAGAAAAAGCUGAGGAGAACUCAGCCAGGAAACAAGCUCUUGAAAACGAAAAAAGAGAGCGAAGAGCUUUGGAACGAAAACUAGCAGAUGUGGAACAAGAAUUACAGAAUUCUGAAAGUGCCGAAAAAAUUCGUACUGCAAAUGGACAGUUGAAAGCUGAGAAUACAGCUCUACAGCGUAUUGUGGAGAAGCUUGGCGGGAGUGUUCCGGACGUCAUAAGUCGCGUUAUCAACGAAUCUCCUGCACCAUUAUCGAGAGAACGAGACAGUUUACAUUUGCCAAAAAAUACAAAAAUGAAAUCAGAGUCAGCACCAGAUUUAAGAAAAUUAGAUGAAAUAGCAGAUAAUACUGAUAGGAAAAAGGAAGAAUCUCGUGCCAAAUCUAUCAUUUCUCGAUCAUCCUCAUCUUCUUCACUUUCUGAAGAUGAUAAAGUAGUUGAGACACGACGAGCUUCAUCGGCAUCAAUUCAAGGAUCGGAUACAUCCGUAAGGUCUCGUAGUCUCAAAGAUCGAUCUGAUUCACCAGCAUCGUCAAUACACUCUGAUACAACAUAUUCGCUGAGAAGAAAAGCAAGAUUGGAAGCAUCUUCAUCGUCACCUUCUCUUCUUUCGCGAACCCAUUCACCGAGACGAUCGCCUGCUUCGAGUUACAGCAGCGGACUGUCUGAUUAUGGUCGUUCAUCAUCUACAACUCAUUCACGUUACACAAGUAGAAGGGACACUCCUUCUUCCGCCCUUUCCUCUGCUGGAUCGUACACUAUACCAAUAUCAUCAUCGAGGAGAGAAUUUUUAAAAACACUUCCUCCGUCAACAAAAUCAUCAACUUCAGCAUCAUCUUUUCGAACAGCUCCAACUCCUUACAGCAGUAGUAGUACAUCUUACUCUCCUAAAUCAACUUACGGUUCUUCUGCAAGUUCAAGGCCAAGACACGGAUACUCAUCAACCUUGAGCAGCAGCACUGGGCGAACUGGUACAUCAAAAACGACUCCUUUGUCAAGUUACACCCCUAAAUAUUCAAGUAUGAGUUCGUCGAGGCGUCGCAAGUACUGAGCGUGAAGAAUAUUGGCACUAGAUCCUUUCAAUAAAUCGUUUUUCCACUGUACAUACCGAAUGCUUCCUUUCGUACCAUCGAUACACUGAUUCAAUUCUUCUCAACAACCAAGUGCCAUAUAAAGGAUCUAACUGCCAACAUCUUCUAUCAUCGACUCUCUCAGGUACUUGCAGAUUUAAAAGCGGCCAAUCAAAGACUCAAAGAUGAGAACGGCGCUCUUAUACGUGUCAUCAGCAAACUGUCAAAAUGACGAAUUGAGAGAACAUCAUCAUCUUCAGUAUGUUGCAUGAGUGAAAAGUGGAUUUCACUGAUCAACCCAUGAUCAUAUAUCUUCUUGCCUCACUGGAUCUGCUAUUGAACUUUUGAAUGAAACUCAGAUGUUCUUAGCCACGUUUGUUUAUUUGAAUAAGGUGUCAUUUUUAUGCCACACUUCGUUUUGCACAUGUUGAGGAUAUCAGUAAUGACUACUCCUAUAUGAAUCAAUCAGCUGGCAUUCGCAGUCAUUUAAAAUUAUCAAUAUCAAAAUGGUGGUGAUAUUAUAUUUAUGUAUACAGUACAUUCUCUGUGACGUGGCAUUACAUUAGAAAAAAAUAGAUAUUUCCAAAUAAUAGGCGAUAUUGGUUGAUUAUUUCGUGGUUAACUUGUCUGAAGUGCGGUUAUCACACUUGAAUUAUAGCCCACCCAGCAAUACAGUCCAAUAACAUAUUGAAGCUAAUCCUGUCUGCUUCUUAUGUAUAGCCAAACAUGGCCCUACUGCACAAAAGCAUCCUCACAGUAUUUUGAAUUGCUCAAAUUGCUGAAUAUUAGAUUUACGAUUGAUUACUGAUAUGGUUACAAAUACCUGAUAGUGUAAAUGACACCAUGCUUCAGUGCCUCAAAUAUACAUGUUCAAGUCAAAUAUUACUGUUCUUGUUAAAUAUUGCUAUAUUGUAAGCAUUUCGUUUUGCAGAUUUUAAACAAGUUUGAACAGGCUGGCUAUCCGGAAUACAUUAUCACAGUACACAAACACAACCUUGCAUAUAGCACUUUACACUGAUUUUGAGAGAAUCAUCUUAGCUGAUGACAUAAUAACACCGUUUAGCAUAUGUGCCUUGAAUAAAAAAUUUAAGAUUACCAUUACAUUAACACCAUCCUCUCUCUAGUUCUGUGAUAUAUUCUGCUUAUUUUGGUUCAGCCCAGAGGCCAGCCCGUGUCAAUUUUGUUUCAAACCUUUUGCACCUUACUUUAAUAGAUAAUUACGAAUGGGUGCUCCGCACUUUCAUGACAAUCAUUUAAAUAUGUUGAACUUAUAAACCGGGUUCAAUCUUAAUGAAGUUGGUUUUAGUAUGGAAAAUGUGUUAUUAUAUAACUUUCAAAUAUAUAAGUGUUCAAUUUAUUGAAACCAUAGGAUUCUAUAGAGUCUACAAAUUAAUCUUACUUCUAUAUAUUUUUACUUUAAUUAAACUGAUUUGUUUCGGUUUUAGAUUUAAUGAUUUGCAGUACUAUUUCGUGCAUUUUUGCACUUCUCAUUCAUUCUUGUUCGGCUAGUGGCUAGUUGGAAGAUGGGUGAUACUCUGCAUUGUAUCAUAUCAAAGUGAACUAAAGUUAUGCCUCCAAUAACUGAUUUGUUAUACUAGCAAAAUGUAUUGAAAUUGAGCCGAUUUUACUCGCCACCAUAUUAACUUACUCCCAAGUAUUUGAUGAGUUCUUUCAGGGUGCUUGGCUAGCCAAUUUAACCUUUAAUAUAACGUUGUUAUUGGGUCGGUUGAUAUAUUAUUCUCUUUCUACCACUGAAAUGAUUCUUAUUUUACUGAGUCGUUUAUAUGAUACUAUACACAGCACAAAUCGCAUGUUAAAGCUUUGAUUUCAUUUUCCUCGUUUUCUUUUUUACUCUUUGUGGAUUUAAUUUGAUAUUAUUUUUGUUUAUUUAAUCAAACUUCAUUAUUAUCGAUUUUGAUAUUAUUCUGUUGUUUCUCCAUAUAAAACCACUUUAUAGGCGUAAUGCGAUGAAUGAUAACACAAUGAUCGGUGAUUUCUCCAAUCAAAAGCAAAACAGAAAAUGAAUUUGGUUCGA
Messenger RNA from Styela clava, 6001 nucleotides. Its product is annotated as protein phosphatase 1 regulatory subunit 12B-like. Lineage: Eukaryota; Metazoa; Chordata; Ascidiacea; Stolidobranchia; Styelidae. Gene Ontology annotation, molecular function: enzyme inhibitor activity; phosphatase regulator activity; protein kinase binding. Gene Ontology annotation, cellular component: cytoplasm. Gene Ontology annotation, biological process: signal transduction. The record is from RefSeq and is a predicted model, not a curated record.